Messenger RNA from Cinara cedri, 10829 nucleotides. The record is from the annotation of a GenBank genome assembly. NCBI's taxonomy places the organism in Eukaryota, Metazoa, Arthropoda, Insecta, Hemiptera, Aphididae.
AAUUGAUAUUUUCCUCCGUGGCCCGAGUCCGCGCGCGCGAUAAACGCCCGUGAAUUCGUUCGGUUAUAAAAAGGAACCGCGACCGCGGAUCGCGGUACAGUGGUACAGUAAACGCCGCAGCGUGCCAGCGCCACGUCCGUUCGCCGUAACAUCCGUCCGUAUACCGCGACGCACGACGGCCGACCGCGAGAGAGCCGCCCGUCCGCCGGAGAAAAGAGCACGCGUGGGACAGACGUGAAAUAUCGGCGAUUACCGUUGACAGCAGCGGCGAAACCAUGACGAUGAUGUACAACAGUCAGAACGACAACGGCGGCGGUCUGACCGCGCCGUCGGCGCCGCCUCCGCCGUCGUCCGAAUUCUACCGCGGCAAGACCCCCGGCAAAAACGCGGCCCGCGCGCCGGCCUCUCAGCCGACCGCCGCCGUGCUCGCGUUCACCGUUCUGCUGUGCGUGUUCAGCUGUUCGCUGACGGUCGCCCUGUCGUACAAGUGGUACGCGGACGUCGGCCGGCAGAUCAACGUGUUGCUGGGCGCCGUCGAGGACGUGACGUGCGAGGUGAACAAGUUUGCGGCCAUCAUCAGGGACGAGCUGGUGGCCAAGCGGUUGCGGAACGGCGACGGCCGCGGCGGCGGCACCACCACCGCCAAGACGAGCAACGUCGAGUACGACGACGCGGACGACGACUACCCGGACGAGCGGUUCAUGGGCAGGGAUCUGUCCGACAACAAUUGGCCGUCGAAGACGUACCGCGGCCGGCCGUCGGCGGUCGACCGCAGUGUCGACGAAGAGUCGCGGGAGGCCGCCGAGGACCGUCGCCGGCGCAACGCCGAAGUGGACGCCAGACGCGCGCCCGUCAAAAACCAACUGAACGGGUAAAACAACGCGGCUGUUUAAACGCCGUAACUAAAAGAUAAAUUAAUAAUAAUAAUAACGAUUUGCCGCAGACGCGAACGCUAGACGUGUCCGUGCUCAAAACGAUUUGUCGUUUCGGUUUUAGAUCAAACUACGAUAAAUCCAACGUAGAACUGCUGCAAGACGACGCGAACGAAGAGAACACGGUGAAAACGUACAGCAGACGCAGGCCGAAGAAAAUGCAGUCGAGGAAAAAGCCGGCCGAAGACAGCAGCGUGUCGUACGAGUCGCUCAGGGAACCGCAAACCGCCGUCGCCGCGCACUUCGUUAGCGACAAGUCGAAAUACAGUACGAUUACGCAUCCGCAUUACGACGGUAACGAUUUGUUGUUAUCAAUACUUCGAGAGGACGGUUUACUCGCAUGACGUACCGGCUCGGUCCGACUAACGGGGGCGAUAUAGCAAAAUCUACCUGACGCAGACUGCGUGGUACUCGCUUAAAUUUCGGUUUUGGAGUUCGGACGCCGGUCGUAAAACUAAAAGAGGCCCCUAUGAUUCCGAGCAGGACGAGUUCGUUUUUAGAUUCUGAGCGUAGCGGGGGUCCUAUUGGUUUUACUAUGACGCGUUUUUUUUUUUUACUUCUGUCUGUAAACGACUUUUUGAAAAGACAUCUUGUUCCGGUGUGUAGUGUAUAGUAUCUUAACUGGAAAAAAAUGUCGUCUAGUCGCUGCGUUAUAGAAAUCGUUUUUUCGGUAUUCCUCGGGGUUUUCGAAAUAAUCGGGAAAAAUCAAACAAGAUGAAAAAUACGAUUUUUUUUCAAUUUACCGUGACGCGAUUUCAUUAUUUUUAAUUUUUACGGGCUAUGUUUUCUACCAUACGUGUUAUUCGAACAGAAAAACGACGAGAGGUCAUUUUUAUUGCAUCUAUAAUCUAGUUGGUUAGACCAAGGAAGUCGAUUUUCGAUUUUCUUUGUAUUUUUUAAUAAUGAAAAAUUCGUAGAAAGUAUGAGAAAAUGUACGAAAAUAAAUCUUUUGUUUUUAUGUUGUAGUUCAGUUAAAAAUUUGCAUAGACGUUCAUAUGGUUUUUUAAAUUCAUUUUUUUUUUUUUAUUUCUUAAUGUAUUGGAAUCAUCGAAUAAUGUAACGUAUUAUAGAAUACUACAAUAAACGUACCGUUUUGCACUCCGAAAUAUUGUGCUCUUCUAAAUUUAUAAUAGGUGUUUUUACUCAAUAAUCAAAAUCGAACGAUUUCUACGCAGUCUGUAUUGACAUUUUGUUAUAUUACCCGUUGGAUUGAGACAGCACAUGCGGAUAUGACGUCCUCUUAAGGAUACUACUACUACUAGUACUUUGCAGUGUUAGAAUGUCUUUAAAAGACCCCGUCAGUAAUUUAUGUAAAAACCCCACCCCCCGAAAGUCAGGUUUUGGUCGAAGUUAAUGAACAAUGGGAUCAAAAUACAAAAGUCGGACAUACUUCGCACAACGGGCAGGCCGCAAGUUAGGAAAGUAAGAUAUAGAGAGGAAUUUAAUUUAUAUUUUUACCCAACGAUAAAUCCAUUGCUAACGAAAAACGAGCGAAGUACGAUUUUGGAAAAUCUACGGUUUUCGUCAAAUAUUUUGAUAUUGAAAUUCGUAUGAAAAAAAAAAAAAAUACUGGGUACAUUAAACUCAUUUUAUUUUUUUUAACUAAGUACCACUUAUAAUAUUUAACUUUCUAUUAAAUUUGAAUACUUUUCUGUUUUGUAUAACAAUUUUAUCCGAAUAGAGCACCUACCGAAUAUAAAUUACGUAAAAAACUCGCUAAAUUAAAAUGUUUACAGAAUAUAGCUCUGUUUAUACUAAAAAAAUUUUUGUAAUGUUAAUAGGUUGUAGCGAAAUAAAAAAGUAUUUUUCUAAACUAAUAUUUUUGCUUUUAAACUCUUAACUACUGAAACAAAAAACCUGUAUAAAAUAUCAGGUCCGUCAAUGAUAAAAAGAAAAAGAAAAUUUUGUAUGGGUUUUAAAAUUUUCCAGGGAGACACAUGUCCCACUAUAACUAUAGACCCACUAUGACUAUAGGGUGCCCAUGAAUAUAAGUAAUUCUAUAAAUAAAUCGGUCAAGUAUAUUGCACCUGCAAGUUUUCAGUAGCAAUAGGUAAUACGUUUUUGAUAAACUUACGAAGGUUAAACGCAAUAAUCUUUAAGGGUCUCGGGAAUCGGAUACGUGUACUAUAUAAUCCUUGUUCUCCAGAAAUCAUAAUUGAUUAUCACACAGUUUAAAAUGUAUGUAUAGGAAACGGCCGUCUCAGACAUCCGGACGGCGAAUUUAAAGAUUGGACGCAAUAUAUUUGGGACAACGGGGAAGAUAACGGCGCGAAUCAUUUCCAAAUAAAAAACGGCAAAGUCGACAUAUCGAAACCCGGAUUUUAUUAUGUUUACGCUCAAGUAAGUAAAAAUAUCGACCUAAAAUAUCGUCAACUUAGAGCCCGAAGGAACGUGUCAACCAAAUGCAACUUUUUAAGAAAAGGCGAAAAACCUUCUUUCUUUCUUUUUUUUUAAACUGUGUAUGCAUUUCUUUUAAAUAAGUUAUUUAAGCCCCUCCCCCUCCCGUUUUUGGUUGAUAAUUACGUUUCUCUGAUUCUAAUCUGAUGAUAAAUAUUAUUACGUAUUUUCGAAUCGUUCGACUUGUCGGAUGAUUUGAAAAACUAAGGCUGUAAUAAUGCUUUCCAUCUUUGAACAACUUGGUAUUAUAAAAAUAAAAAAUAUUUCCAUUUAUUUUCAAUUUAAAUCAUCGGCUUAUCCGAUUUUAUCGAACUAAUUUAGAACGCCGUCGUACAGUGGUUCAAAAUUGAAAAAGAAGGUGGCCAAAAAUGAUUUUUGAACAUUUCAAAAAAUUACAAACUAUAGUAUAAAAAUACUUUCUAUGCGACUUAUACUUACUUACUUACUCUUAAGUCUAAAUCUAAGUACACUUAGACUUUAGACGACUCAUAGUAUAAGUAAGAUAGUGCCUACCUAGGUUUUAAGUCCAUAAGUGAAUAAAUGACACAGAACGCGUGCCAUUUCGUACAAUCUCGUUCACAAUUUUGAUUGCACUUUAUUGCAAUUUAAUUACUCCUUAUUCAAUAAUGGACAAAUAUGGACAGCCAAUCUAAUCAUUUAUUGACUCUAUACACCUUAUAGAUAUUGGAAACAUAUAUAUAUAUAUAUAUAUAUAUUGGCGUGAAGGUCGUUGAAAGAACUGUUUAAAAUCGCACGUUUUUAACAUAUAACUGAAACUAUAACGAGUAUUAAUUUUUUAUGACUACAAUUGUUAAUAUUUAAUUUUGCAAAUAUAAUAAUAUGCAUAUAUUUCUAUAAUAAUGAUGAUAAAUACUCUAAUAGUAUCUAUACUGAUAAAUAAAAAGAAAACCUAUUGUAUUUGCAUAGUAUUUUAUAGCGUACAAAGCUUAAAGUUUAACCGAAAUUGCAAACAUUUUAAAGGCAAAAAUAAAUCAAAAUAUAACAUAAACAUAAAUAUGAUAAGUAAAUAGUUACGUUUUUUGAUUUAGUUAGGCGUUUUCGAAUACCUAAAUAGGUAUAGAAAUUAUUUUUGUUCAAUAGUUUGCAAUUUUUUGAAAUUUGAAACCAUCACUUUUGACCACCUUUUUUUCAAUUUUGAAUCACUGUGCGUCGUGCAAAGUUGAACAAAUCAUUUUAAAACAUUAUUUCGAAUACUAUGUAUGAUUGCAUGAUUUUUUAAUACUUCAUAAAAUUAACGAAAAUGUAUUUUUGACAUAUUUUAUAGAAAAAAUUAAAGUUUUAUUUAUGGAGCAAAAGUGUACUAUUCGACCAUUCAUAAAAUUUUAAUUUUUCUCUUAUCGAUAAUAUAAGGUACACAAUAGUUUUAAUUUCCAUAGUAAGUGCACAUAUUAUGGUAAACAUAUAGUCGUAUUCAUUGUUAUUUCGCGGUCAUAAUUGAAAACCGAUGAGUUUUAAUUUUAAGAGGACGCAGUCACAUUCAAAUUAUUUUGUCAUGUCCUCUCGUGGGAGGGUAAGACAGAUUAUUCAACAAUUACUAUUAUAAAUAUUGAAAACGAAUGAUACACCCGAUCUGACUUCUAUUAUUUUCUCAGUCAAACUAACGGUGAACACAGCAAAAAUACAUUACUUAGAAUUUAAAAUGUAAAACGUUUAAAAAAAAAAAGAAAUUAAGGAUUAAACACAGAUACAAGAGGAAAAAGAAUAUUGUCGAGGGCAUCUCAUGUGAUUUUUUUUUUUCUAAUAUAUUUCUAAUAUAUUUUUUCUAAUAUUAUUUAUUCCAAUGUAUUUAAACAAGAAAUUCACAGCCAUAUCGAUGUUUACUUUUAUUUUUAUUAAACAAUACAAAAUCACGAAAUGUCCUCGAAAAUAUUAAUCUCUUUAAAUUUUGUUAUUCGUAUUUAAACUCUACUUUCAACAGAAGUGGCACAAUUUAAAUUCUGAAUAAUUUUACUCCGUCUAUUUAUGGACUAUUUAAUAUAGGUUAUCAUUUUAAAAUCAAAAGUAGGUAAUGGUUUUACCCCCAACAAUAUGGGUAACAAAAAAAUAACAUAAAUAUAAAAUUUUAAAGCAACUUAUUUCUAAAAUUUUCUAGAAAACAAAUUCUAGAAAAAGUUAAUACUUUCCGAGAUAAUGAGUGUACCCACUUAAUUGACUCACCUGGUAUAUUAAGUAGUUAGAUACCUAAAUAAAAUAUUAUUUUAUUCACUGUUUGAUAAGCAUUAUUCUUAUUUUUUUUUUUCUGGAGCGAUCUUUAGCCUUACGUUCAAUAUUUUUCCCUAUAAGCUACGAUUUAUAUUUUAACCUACUUUGUUUUUUCUCAAUGAAUACAUCGUCAUAUUCAAAACGUAUCUGGCAGUUACCCGACUACUAAUAUCAGUGGCACGAAGUAUUUUUACCUUGUAUCACCAAUUUAAUUUUCCACCCAUUCUUGCCAAAAAAAAAACCCGAAAUCUACAAACCAGAGAUAAAAACCAAGUUUUCUUGGCGGUAUUUAAUGAAAUUUAUCAAAUUUCCGCAAUUUUCCGCAUGACUUUUAUUUUGUAAAAACAUAAUAACUUUUGUUGUAUUUUUAAACACCCUUACACUCGUUUUUUUUGUAAAUCUACGUUUGAUUCAAAUAAGUCUACCUCCCUUGCGCCACCACUGACUCAUAUAAUAAGAUUUUUCAUGUAGAUAGUAAUACUGGAUGAGCAGCACUAGCCAAUAGUUCUUAAAAAGUUAAAAAUUAUAACUUUUGCAAAAAAACUGUAAAUUCUUUUAUUAUUUGGUCCAAAUCAAUUUCAGUUAUUCAAAUAACUUAUUUAGAAAAACUGUCUUAGAGAUGUAAAUCAUUAUUUUUGUUUAAAGAAUUCUACCCGAUCAGGAGAUAAAAGGGUUAGGUAUUUUAAAAUUUCUCGACCAAUAGUGAAUCUAUACCUACUCUGAAUUGAGGUGUUUACUUCAUUUAAGAUUUCAAAAUAUCUGUUGCAUUUGUAAUGGUCAAAAGUUAAAUAUAUUAUCUCGACUGUGAUUUCUUCUUAAAAAAAUUUUGUUUUUUUUUUUUUUUUGAUACUCGUUUCUGAUUUUUUUCAAAUAUUUAUCCGGUAAAUUAUAUUUAUUAGCAAAAUUUCUUGCUCCAUUUACUAUCGUUUCAUACUUACUAUCACUUCGUAAUGCGAUUAAUUUUUUUUUACAAACAUCUAUUAAGUGCAGAAUUUCAAAAAAAAAAAUCAAAUGAUUUCGAUUGCAAGUAAUUUGAUAAUGGUGUAACAAAUAAUACAUUUUUCAAAAAAACGAUGACGACGAUAACAUUAUUAUAACAAUAUAUAGGGUUGCCAUACGUCCUAGAAAACCAGAACUGUCGCCGGUUUUUGACUUGGUGUAUCGGUAUCACGAAAAUGAAUACCGGAACGACUGUACGUCUCGAUUUUAAGUAAAUUUUAAUAUUUUUUAAUUUCAAAAAUGUUUUCGAACAAUAAUUCUAAUCAAGAGUUAAAAUUGUAUUGUUAACGAAUUCGGGAUUAAGCGAUAAUUCCAAAUCCUUAUAUUGUAUUUAAAUACCUACUUAUUACAUUCCGCAUAAUAAUAAUCUUUUUUAUAUUAUUAAUAAUAAAAAUGUAUUUAUUUUAUAAUACAUUUAUAAUAUAUUAAACAAUAAAUGCAAUUAUUAUUGUAUUCAUAAGAGUGCACACGGGGAAAAGAGGGUAAGUCGUGGCCCCUUAUGCGGCUCGUGGCAUUUUUUAUUAUACAUUAUUCCAAUAAAUAAACUAAAAAUUACCAAAUUAAAAAUAUAUUAGCGGUUAAAUGGUUUAUUUUUAUCAGGCCUUACACACUUCAUGUCCAUAGUCUAAUAUCUUUAGUGUUAAUGGGUUGUCAAUAGUUUUAUUAUAAACCAUAAAUGCAGUGAAAUAAAAUUAUUAGUUCCAAUUGAAGAAAUCGCAGAUACUAUCAAACAAUCAAACGUCGAGCUUAAGAAUUGGGAUUUCUCCAUCAGAUGAAAACGUUUGAAUUCAAUUUUUUCGUGUUAAUAUUCAAUCCUAUUUUUUAUACAUUAUUAGAAUCAAACGCUUUCCUAAAGAAAUAAGAUAUAAACUUAUUAACUGCGAUAGAAGUCAAGUCAUUAAAAAAAUUAAUUCCUUGUUUCUAUGAGAAAAUAUUCCAGAGUUUUGCUUAGGUAUUUAUCCAAAAACCUUUGAAAUAUAUCAAAAUUAUAAUUGUUUUUCUGUCAUUAAAAAAAAAAGUGUCUACCAAAAUUGACUGUUCAAAUACACUUUAUACUUUAUGUCUUAAAAAUAAGAAGGAAUGAAAAUGUCUGUAUAUGAUUGAUAGAAUUAACAUUAAAUUCAAUCAAGUAAGAAUAAAUAUAAUUCAAAGUAUUAAAAAUGUAUUAGUUUUAAAUAUAUAAACAGUACCUAAUGAUAUCUCAGAAUUAUCUACAGCAGUUUAUUUAAAUUCUGUUGAAAGCACGAAAUAAUUUUUGGAUUCUGAGUGGAGCAAAGAAGUUUAUAGUUUUACAAAGAUGUCUAUUAUUUUAAUUUUUUUUUUUGUUCUGUGAACAACUUUUCUUCCAGAGAUAUUGCUGCGAUUUUUAUUUAUGCACCUUUUCUGAAAAGAAAUCAAUGUAAAAAAGUACUUUAGGGAGAUCAUUUUUCGAUUUUCCCAAAAGUUUUCCCUGCAAAUGUGAAAAACCAGGAUAAAAUGUGGGAAAACCGUGAAAAACGUAGGAAAACUACGUCGAAUUUUUUAAUGGCCGACUUUGUGCCGUUACAGUAUUACAUGUUUCUUAUUAAGAUAUCUAAAAAAAAAAAUUAUAUAAUAAUAGGUAGCUACGUUAAGUAAUUUUCAAGAAUUUUGAUAAGAUACGAACAGACAACGAGGUCGGAGCUCAUAAGUUCAAACAUUCUAAAGGUACAUCCUCGACAAAAAUUAUAUUUAUACCUAUAUAUUAUAGGUAGCCAUGUAGGUACCUAACAAUAUUUUAAACAAGUUACUUAUUUUUAUAUAAGUAUAUAAGUAUAUUUAAAUCCUAUUAUUUUCUAUCAAAAUAUAAAAUCUGAGCAUAAAAAUGGUUUUGAAGAGAAUUGAGAGUAUAACCUGUCAAAAGACACAUCUUUGAUACUUUUACCAUGCAUAGCCUACCUAUAGAAAUUCUUAUUCAAUAUGGCUUCAUUUGGAGGUCUGUAAGGGUGUUUAAAUCUGAAAUAACUGUCCUAGGAUAAUAGGGACAAAUGCAGCCACUUUUAUAGGUAAUUUAAUAUACCUAAAUCUGUAAGCAACGAUUAACCAUUGCUAACGAAAAAACGUUUCUGAGAGGAGUUUGGUUGAUAAUGUUGCUUUGUUAACAAUAUAAAUGUCAUAUUAUGGUAAAAUAAUUACAUAUGUAUAAUAUAUUUUCUUUAAUAAUAUUUGUUUAAUAUUGUACCUAUUUUCCCCUUUAUUCCAUUUAUUGGGAAAACUCGUGGGAAAAUCAAAAAAUAACCUCCUAAAGUACCUCCCCAGUCAGAUUUUCUUUCAAAAAAAGUGCUAUCAUUAUAAAUCGGAACAAAAUUGUGAAAAAGUCGUUCACAUGAAAAUAAAAAUCAUUGUAAAACCAAUACAUUCCUCGCUCUGCUCAGAAUUUAAAAUACAUAUUUCUCAUGGAACAACAUGGUAACAUUGAAAUUGGAAAGGUCUUUUAGACUUUAGUUCAUUAAGUCGCUAAAAGUAUCAAAUUGUACCAGAAAAAAAAUAUAAUAUACAUAAUAUUAUACGGAAAUAAUAGACACAAUACAGUACAAUAGUUACUAUUUUUGUGGGAAUUACAACAACAAUCAUUCCCCAUUCAUUAAAACAAUACCUAUAUCUCAGAUAAUUGCACAAUAGGUAUUUUUUGAACAUCAAACAUAUCUAAGUAUUUAUUAUUAAUAUUGUAUUGAAAUAAUUUAGAUAAUCUGUAAUCAUGGCCGUUUUAAUAAUUUGAUAUAAUUUUGUUUUAUAAUAGGUGUACUAUACAGAUCAACACGACAUCAAUGGGUUCUAUGUUAUGAAAAAUAAUGAGAAGAUAUUCAGUUGUACUACAACACGAUAUCAAGCCAAUCAGUCGGAUUCAUGUUACACGGGAGGCCUUAUUUAUUUUAAUUCUAAAGAUAUUCUAUCGAUAAAAGGAUUGUUUAGUGAAAGAUACAUAUAUUUAGAUCCAGUGUCAAGUUUUUUCGGUUUAUUUCUUGUAUCUUCUAAAGAUAGCAAAAGAUAGGCAACUAAUUAUUUUUACACUGGACAACAUAAUAUAAUAUUAUUUUAUUUUAAAACACAGAAUUUUUAAAAAUAUAUUUAUAAAUAUAUUAGGUAUUAUUGUAAAUUAAAAAUGUAAUAUAAAAUAUAUAAUUUGGCCUUUAGUCAAAUAAAAAUAGUAUUAGACUGAUUAUCUAAUGUUGUAUUAUAAUUCAUUAAUAAAAUAUAUAAUUAUACUCUUACAAAAAUUAUUACUUCUAUUUAUCUGAUAUGUAUUUGUCGUAUACUUAAGCUUAUUUUAUUAUUUGAACACAUAUAAAAAUAAUGAACUAUUAUACAUUAUUGAUUUAACAAAACAUACUUAAUACUUUAGAAUUUAUUGGACGGAUUAAUAUUGUUAUAAUUAAAUAAUUAAUAUACUACCUAUAUAAAUAAUAAUAAAAAAAAAAUGUGUAUAUUAAAUAAAUUAUUUUUAACUAUUCUAAUGGGUUCCUUUACCUAAAUCUAAUCAAAUCACAAAUGACGUAUAUAAAUAUAAUAUCCCUUAAAAUUAUUCUAAUCUAAUUAAACAAAAAAAAAAAUGGUACAUAUGUGUAUAUAGAUCAGAUCAACAAUAAAUGUAUGUAAAAAAUACAUUAAGAAAUGUAUAAAAAAAGAUCACAAGUUACACUUAGAUUACACUAAGAGUUUAAAACAUUAUUUAGGGCUUUGGGCAAUAAUAUUAUAUAGUUAACAUGAUUAAAAUUUGUGAUGUAUUAAACAACAGAUCAUUGAAGUUUAAUUUGUUAAAUAUAUAUACUAAGUAUUUAAAAUAAUAAUUUUUAUAUUAUAGACUAAGUAAACUUUGAAUAAAUGUUCAAUUUAAUUUAGAAUAUUUUGGUAAUGUAAAUGUUUAAAGUAAAAGCCAUUUAAAUAAUAGCAAAAAAGAUAUUCCUAUUAGAUAUCCAAACGACUUGACUAGUGUUGAACCAUUGCAGCCAUCAGAAUUGCAAGUAUAAACGCACGUUCUAUAAUUUUUUGUAUCACCUGGCUGUCGAACAUAGUUACAGUAAUUCCCCAAAUCAUGGGAAGAACAAUAACGUUUAGUUCCAAGUCCUCCUGUUAGAAGAAAAAUCAUUAAAACCUAUUUUCAAGUAAUAUAAUAAUACAUACCUUCAUAACGGCCUACUAAUUUAAUACAAUAAGCAGCAUUGUAAACAUCUGUACAAGGUCGUGCAGAUAAUCCGAAGUCUUGCGUAUCCAUAAAUUCUGAACAUAGAAAUUGAUUUUCAAUAUCUGUACUGUUGCAUU